Aspergillus heteromorphus CBS 117.55 is the source of this 1309-nucleotide messenger RNA. Its product is annotated as NRDE family protein. Gene Ontology annotation, cellular component: Golgi apparatus. The transcript has a single exon. The record is from RefSeq and is a predicted model, not a curated record. Lineage: Eukaryota; Fungi; Ascomycota; Eurotiomycetes; Eurotiales; Aspergillaceae. Gene Ontology annotation, biological process: Golgi organization; protein secretion. Bases 299 to 1108 code for a protein of 269 amino acids.
CACAGGCGCAGCGGAACUGCUACUCGACCCCUUACUUACCUCAAGAAGACCAUCUAUUCAACCAAAGAAUAACAUGUGUAUCGCACUCCUAUCAACCGCUCACCCAUCCUAUUCUUUGAUCAUCAUCGACAACAGGGAUGUACGCGAUCAGAUCCAGAGCACAUGACUGAAUCUGUGCAGAACUAAUGGCGUCCAGGAAUACCUCCGCCGGCCAACAUCGCCCGCGGAAUGGUGGCCGGAACCGGCGUCUAACGUUAUAGGGGGUCGGGAUCUGGCACGAGCACCACAUGGGACAUGGAUGGGGGUGACCAAGGAGGGGAAGGUAGCUGUUCUGACCAACUACCGUGAAAAUACAUCCGAGCAGGCUAUUGGAGCGAAGAGUCGAGGGGCCAUUGUGUGCAGCUGGAUUGCGGCGCCGCCGGGCCAGGAGCGGUCAAGGUCAACCCUGGAGUUUGUGCAGGACAUGGUUGCGAGUCCCACUGCGCGAAAUGUCGGCGGAUUCAGUCUAUUGUGCGGCUACCUCAACGAGCCCCUGGCUAUUGUCUCCAACCGCUCCUCGACAAUGGACCAGAUUGCCUGGGUGGCCACGGAAGAAGGCCAGACGUUAGGACUGAGCAACACAGUGUUCGACGAUCGGUCAUGGCCUAAGAUCAUGGACGGAGAAAGACUAGUGAACGAAGCCAUUGCUGCACAUGCACAGGCCGGCGAGGAUGAAGAUAGCCUCAUCGCCCGACUCCUUGACGUAUUGAGUACCAACACUCUCCCAAAGCUUUCAGAGGAUGCCACGGCAGAGGACUACCUCCCGCAUUUUCGGAAAAGUAUCUUUAUCCCGGCGCUGGGGGCCCGAGAGAAGCUACCUGGGAAGGCAACACCUCUGUGCGCCGAGAGCAAGAUCGUCGAUAGCACCGCUGCUGGACAGCACGACGUGAUAGACCAGUCGUUCUUGCAUGGGCCGUACGGAACCCAACAGCAGACAGUGCUCCUGGUAAGUGACAGCGGGCGGGUGCGAUAUUUCGAGCGGACACUGUAUGACAACGAUGCGAAGGCCAUCCCGAUCGGUCAAGGCGAUCGAUCAUUCGAGUUCCAAGUUCGCACACGCUCAGAGUGAUUCUACACGAACGAUGACCUUUGUCUCCGCUGGCUGGCCUGGUGGGUGUGUAUGCCCAAUAUAGCAAUGCAAACUCCACAUAACACGAUCUCCGUGGCCAAGGGAAUGUAAAUAUGCUGCUGUUCAACACAAAGAUGUCCAAAAUAGCCGCUCAAGCCCGUAAUACUGCCGCAACCGGUAGAUACUAAAUACUAAAAUCAA